AUGCCUUCUCGGAAGUUCCCCUUGCCUCCCCAGCAGGCUGGCACGCCAGCGCCCCCGCCUGUGCGCGCGCCGCCUGACAACGUCCGACUGUACGUCCUCCUCGCCUCGACCAGGCCAGGCACGGUGGUGACGGCACGUGCGCAGGUGCCCUAUGCAUGCGCGUGCGCUCCCUUGCCCGCGUGGCACGGGCGGAACGCCGGGCGCAGGGCGCCCUCGGUGCAAAGCACCGGCGCAGCGAGCCGCCAGGGCCGGUGGCGGCUGGCGCGACGGCAGAAUCGCCCUGCUCGGCAGCCUGACACAGCCGCGAGGUGUGCGGGUGAGAAUCUGGGCCUCGCGCGAGUCUUAGGCACCCCUGCCUCCUCUUUCUCCUCCUCCGCCUCCUCCUCGCUCUUCCACUCCCCUCCGCUUAGCCGAGCGAGCGUGCAUGAUGGCCAUGAGAAGUCCUGA
Molecule: messenger RNA, 447 nt
Organism: Prorocentrum cordatum
Lineage: Eukaryota; Dinophyceae; Prorocentrales; Prorocentraceae
Source: the annotation of a GenBank genome assembly